AUGCUUGCUAUUUAUGUGCUUUUGGUGGCAUUCUUCUCUCACUGCUAUGUCAGCGCAGGUGCCAUGAAGCCAACCUACGCUCCGAAUAUCUCACAGUGUCCCAAACUGCAGCCUACGAAACGUCCAGAGAACAUCCACAACUUGCGCCCCGCUGACAUUGUGGCAAUUGCUGCCAUUGGCGAUAGCAUUUCCGCUGGUGUAGCAAUGAUUAAUUCCGAAGAAGACUGUAUAACAUCAGAGUCGUUCAAAGAAUAUCGAGGCCUUAGCUUUGACAUGGGCGGUGACAAAGGGGCAGUCAGUUUACCCAAUUUUAUCAGCCAUUACACUCCAUCUGGCGCUGUAACCGGUGCAUCAAAGGGUGUGCGACAGCUGCCCAUAUGUGAAGUACAACUGACAUUGAAACUAUCUCAAUUCAGGGAAUCCGUGGAUCAUUUCAAUGCUGCAAUUCCAGGAGGCACCUCCGACACUAUGGAGAAACAGAUUGAGUAUUUAUUACCAAAAAUUGGCAAAGACUCGCCUCUUGCCAAUGAAUGGAAAGUGAUUACAAUUUUCAUUGGCCAAAACGAUUUGUCCGUAUCAUGCUAUCCGUCAUACAUGAUCGCUGAUUAUGGUCAGCGUGUAUCGAAGGGACUUCAGUUGCUAAAAGACAAUGUCGAUUAUGCUUUUAUUAACUUGGUCGGUUUGUUCCAUUCUGAAAACGGACUUGACGCCACAGAAAAGCACAAAGGGUAUCAGAAGAAAUUCUGCGAUAACCCGUCGUUCGACAUCCACGAAAAAGAGUGCUACUGCUGUCAUCUUCCCUUGGGUAUAGGGAAUACCGUCAUUGCCGCCAACGUGGUUGCUUUUAAUAUCGCUCUGAAAAACUUAGCAAAGCAGUUUGAGCCAUAUGGAUCCGAUGCUACAUUUGGUGUGAUGUAUCAGCCCUUUGAUAUCGAUACAAAAGCUAUACCUUACACGAUUCAGAGCAACAUCGAUGGUUUCCAUCCAAAUAUACUUGCACAUGAGUUCUUUGCCAAGCUUCUGUGGAAUCAAAUGUUUCUACCAAGAGGUGAAAAAGAAUUAAAAGCUGAAUACGACGCAGAACGACCAGUUUACUGCCCUGGUGAAAACGAUGUAUUCUCUACAAGCUAA
Molecule: messenger RNA, 1131 nt
Organism: Zychaea mexicana
Lineage: Eukaryota; Fungi; Mucoromycota; Mucoromycetes; Mucorales; Lichtheimiaceae
Exons: 7
Coding region: 1-1131 (376 amino acids)
Biological process (GO): phospholipid metabolic process
Molecular function (GO): glycerophospholipase activity
Source: RefSeq, a predicted model, not a curated record